Molecule: messenger RNA, 2044 nt
Organism: Lates calcarifer (barramundi perch)
Lineage: Eukaryota; Metazoa; Chordata; Actinopteri; Centropomidae
Gene: trim55b
Product: tripartite motif containing 55b
Exons: 8
Coding region: 262-1386 (374 amino acids)
Molecular function (GO): zinc ion binding
Source: RefSeq, a predicted model, not a curated record
UUCAGUACUGCCGUGCUAGGUUUCAAAUAUGGGCAAGGUAAAAAUGGCAACCUUUGACGUGACAGCAAUAGCUGCUAAAAACAGAACUGACACCAGCGAGAUAGGAGCCCACACCCGCUAGGACAAGAGCAGCAGGCCUACUUUUCAGCCUGACUCCGGGCCUACUGUAGAUUGAUUCUUCUUAACUCUCACUAACUUUAAUAGUCUUGUCUAAUUAGAUUUUUCCGCUCUUUUAAGCUUUGACACUUCUUGUGUCAGAAAAUGAAUACCAUGGAGAACUUGGAGAAACAGCUGAUUUGUCCCAUAUGCCUGGAAAUGUUUACAAAACCUGUUGUCAUCCUGCCCUGCCAGCACAACCUUUGCAGAAAAUGUGCCAAUGAUGUUUUCCAGGCUUCAAACCCAUACCUUCCAACAAGAAGUGGCUCAGUCACAUCUGGUGGCCGCUUCCGAUGCCCAUCCUGCAGACAUGAGGUGGUUCUGGACAGGCACGGCGUUUAUGGGCUACAGAGGAACCUGCUCGUUGAGAAUAUUAUUGAUAUGUUCAAGCAGGAGUCAAGCAGCACCAAGCCAGCACCGCAGCAAAAGGAAGAAACACCCAUGUGUGAUGUCCACGAGGAGGAAAAGAUCAAUAUUUACUGUGUGACCCACGGUGUGCCCACAUGCUCCAUGUGUAAGGUUUUUGGAGCUCACAAAGACUGUGAGGUGGCACCUAUUAGUAGUGUUUACCAGACAAAGAAGACAGAGCUGAGUGACGGGAUUGCCAUGAUGGUCGGUAACAACGACAGGAUGCAAGGCAUCAUUAGUCAGCUAGAGGAAGCCUGUCGUGCCAUAGAGGAGAAUGGUCGGAGGCAGAAGACUCAGGUGUGCGAGAAGUUCGACCAGCUGUACUCCAUCCUGGAGGAGAGGAAGAGGGAGAUGAGUCAGAAGGUGACGGCUGAACAGGAAGAGAAGGUGAACUACAUCCGGGGCCUGACCAGGAAGUAUGGAGACCAUCUGGAGGAGAGCUGUAAGAUUGUGGAGAUGGGGAUCCAGACCAUGGAGGAGCCGGAGAUGGCCUUAUUCCUGCAGAACACAAAGCCUCUCCUCAAAAAGAUCACAGAGGCCUCCAGCACAGCACACUUGGAUAAAGUUGAGCGUGGCUAUGAGAGUAUGGAUCACUACACCGUUGACUUCAAGAAAGAGGGCAAGGCCCUGCGCAGCAUCGACUUCAUCCAAGAUGAUGAAGACGAGGAUGACGAGGACGAGGAUGGCGAGGCAGGCGCAGAGGAAGGAGAGGGGGCCCAGACUGUUUCCGGAGGCAGCGCCGUCACACCCGCCUCCAUCCAGCCUCCUCCUCCUCCUCCCCCCCAGCAGAUAAACUCCACCCCCAGCUCCACUUCGACCUAGCCACCAGCCCCAGCACCCUAAAACCAGGAGCAGGAUAAGUGUUGCUCCUAGGUGUUGAUUUCAGGUCACUUGUGAUACUUUUUCCUCCCAGGUUGGGGAACAGUGAGACGGAUUUAGAUCUGCGCCAGAGGGAAAGUUGAGUUGCUGAGGUAGAUGUAAAUGAAGAGACAGAAGUUUCUAUUCACUUCCUUCUCUCUUAUUGCGAUUGUGUUAGUGUGCAGCACUGCAUACUGAUUCAUCUUGUAUUUUUUUUCUUAUUAAAAUACAUGUUUUGGUUCUUCCUUUUAAUUUUGGACAACAGAGAGGCCACGAGGGAGUAUUGGUUGUUUCCAGAAUUCAGACACGUUCGUACAUUUUUUAUGUUGCUGACCUUUUCCAACUCGCAGCUUAAACUACAUCAUUAGAGAGCAUGACAAGAGGGCCUCAGGUUUUCCUCCCUGUCGUAUACUUUAUUACUGAUAUACCUUUAUGAGUAGGGUAGCCUGAGUAAAAUCACUGUGACAUUUCAACAUUUCAUACACACAAAAGCCUGUAUUAUGUGUCAUAUUCUUUGUUGUGUAACACAGGUAUAUUUUCCUAUUAGGGACAAAACAUCACAUUUUGCCAUUUUAUGUUGUAUUAUAUUAUAUGUGCCAUUAAAACUGAAUUGUACAAACAA